Molecule: messenger RNA, 2871 nt
Organism: Chaetomium strumarium
Lineage: Eukaryota; Fungi; Ascomycota; Sordariomycetes; Sordariales; Chaetomiaceae
Product: CAS/CSE protein
Exons: 8
Coding region: 1-2871 (956 amino acids)
Biological process (GO): protein import into nucleus; protein export from nucleus
Cellular component (GO): nuclear envelope; cytosol
Molecular function (GO): nuclear export signal receptor activity; small GTPase binding
Source: RefSeq, a predicted model, not a curated record
AUGGCUUCUACCCUGGAGCAUCUUGCGCAGUUGCUCAACGCAACUUUGGAUGCGCAACACCAUCGCAGAGCUGAGACGGCUCUCAGAGAAGAAGCCAAGAAGCCCAAAUACUCGCUAUCGCUCCUGAGCAUCGUGAGCUCCGCAGCUCAACCCCUCAAGAUUCGCCUUGCCGCUGCCCUCGCGUUCAAGAACUUCAUCCGCCACAAUUAUGUUGACGAAGAGGGCAGCUAUAAGCUCCCUCUGGAUGAGGUGCAAACAAUCAAACAGGAGCUCGUCGGCCUGAUGAUCUCGUCCCCGCCCUCCAUACAGACACAGCUCGGCGAAGCCAUCAGCAUUAUUGCCGACUCGGACUUCUGGGAGCGUUGGGACACGUUGACCAAGGACCUUGUCAGCCGUCUUUCCAAUACCGACUACAAGAUUACGAAUGGCGUGUUGGAAGUUGCACAUUCAAUCUUUGUGCGGUGGCGGCCUUUGUUUCAGUCCAAUGAUCUCAACAGGGAGAUCCUGCACGUCGUCGGGACGUUUGGUGAGCCUUUCAUUCAAAUGCUGAGCAUCGCGGACCAACAAAUCGGAGCGAACCAAGACAAUGCCACCGCCCUCAGGGGGUGGCUCGAGACUAUGAGCCUACUGAUUAGGAUUCUCUAUGACCUCUCAUGCCAAGAUAUCCCGCCAAUCAUCGAGACGCACCUGAAGGACAUCACUCUGCUCCUCCACAAGUACAUGUCCUAUACCAACCCUGUCUUCGACGGCGAGGAGGACGAGGCCACGCCGCUGGAGACUCUGAAGUCGGACAUAUGCGAUGCUCUUCAGCUAUUUACCAAUAAGUACGACGACGACUUUGGGCAAUACGUUCAGGAGUUCACCAACAACGUCUGGAAUGUGCUGUCGAGUCUCGGCCCCGAGAAGAGAUAUGAUAUCCUCACUAGCAAGGCCCUGCAGUUCCUCACGGCGGUUGCCUCGGUGCGGCGCCAUGCCGAAAUAUUCAACAACCCGGAGGUCUUAGGCACGAUCGUGGAGAAGGUCAUCCUUCCGAAUGUCGCACUUAGAGAGUCCGACAUUGAGCUGUUUGAGGAUGAGCCUAUUGAGUUCAUCAGGCGCGACCUUGAGGGUUCAGACACGGAUUCCCGAAGGAGAGCGGCAACCGACUUCCUGCGGGCACUCCUUGAGAACUUCGAAAUGCUCGUCACACAAGUGGUAUUCAAAUACAUCAACCACUACCUGACCGCCGGCAAGGACGACUGGAAGGCGAAGGACACCGCCGUCUAUCUCUUCCUUGCCAUCGCCGCCAAGGGCGCCGUCACUGCCGCCCAUGGAGUGAAGACGGUUAACAGCUACGUCAAUGUCGUCGAGUUCUUCGAGCAGAACAUCGCUGCGGACCUCCUUUCCAACGAGAGCGAGCCCAUUGCGAAGGUGGAUGCCAUCAAGUAUCUAUAUACUUUCCGGAGUCAGCUCAACAAGGCGCAGUGGGCCACGGCCAUUCAGCCCCUCAUCCAGAGUCUCGGCUCGACUAACUAUGUCGUCUACACUUAUGCGGCGAUUGCUGUUGAGAGAGUGCUGUUCCUGACCGAUGACCAGGGGCAGCACUUAUUUACGCGGGACGACAUCCAGCCGUAUGCCAAGGAUCUGCUAGAACACUUAUUCACCCUGAUCGAAAAGGACACGUCUGCUGCCAAGCUGCAAGAGAACGAGUUCUUGAUGAGGUGCAUUAUGAGGGUGUUGAUUGUCAUGAAGGAGGGCCUAUUCGACUGUGGCGUCGGAAAUGUUCUCACUCAUCUCAUCAGCAUUACAAACGUGAUCAAGGAGAAUCCCAGCAACCCUCGCUUCUAUUACUACCACUUCGAAGCGAUCGGUGCUCUAGUCAGGUACUGCAGCAACAACCCCAAGUUGGACUUAAUUGGUCGCUUAUGGGCCCCUUUUGCGGCCAUCCUCUCCGAGGACGUCUCUGAAUUCGUCCCAUUCGUCUUCCAGAUCUCCGCGCUGCUCCUUGAGCUCAACCCUUCGGGCCAGAUUCCGGGAGAUUUCAAGAUUCUGAUCGAAGUUGUGCUUGGCCCGGGCCCGUGGGAGACGAGAGGCAAUGUACCGCCCCUGUCCAGGUUCAUUGCAGCGAUCAUUCCCAAGGCGGCAGAGGAGAUAAAGGCGGAGAACAAGCUGGAAGCCUUCCUCGCCAUCUUCCAGCGUCUUUUGGCUGGGAAGAAAACGGAACAGAACGCGUUCGAUAUUCUCGAGGCCAUCGUCGGCACAUUCCCUGCGGAUGUCUUGGAGCCGUACUUCGGAACCAUUGUCACACUCAUCUUCAGCAAGCUGCAGGCGAACCCCACCGACUCCUUCAAGUCUCGCGUGACCCGCUUCUACCAUCUCGUCUCGGCCAGGGCCGGCAUGGGCGCCGAUUUCUUCAUCAGGCACGCCGAAGCCAUCCAAGCCAACGUCUUUACGCCCUUCUACCUCACGGUCAUCCUGCCCACGACGGGCCAGUUUGCCCGGCCCGUCGACCGCAAGCUUGGCGUCAUCUCGUACACCAAGACGCUUUGCGAGUCAACCAACUUCGCAGAGCGCUACAAGAAGGGCUGGGGCUUCACGUGCAACAACCUGCUUGACCUGCUGAAGAACCCGCCGCGGGUGGCUGCCGGGGUCGGCGACGAGAUCGUCAACGAAGCAGACGUCGAUGAUAUUGGUUUUGGCGUCGGCUUCACACCGCUGAACACAUGCAAGCGCGGGCCCCGCGACGACUUCCCCGAUAUUGUCGAGGUCGACAAGUGGGUGAGCCAGUACAUGAAGGAGGCGAACCAGCGGCAUGGUGGCACGAUUGUCACUUAUGUGCAGGAGCGGUUGUCUCCCGAGGCGAAGGCCGCCUUGGCUCCGUACCUCGCCUAA